This is a messenger RNA of Nematostella vectensis (starlet sea anemone), 1268 nucleotides long. Its product is annotated as keratin, type I cytoskeletal 9. Lineage: Eukaryota; Metazoa; Cnidaria; Anthozoa; Actiniaria; Edwardsiidae. Bases 9 to 1268 code for a protein of 419 amino acids. The record is from RefSeq and is a predicted model, not a curated record. The transcript has 3 exons.
GUUUGAUUAUGGCCACCCAAGUGAGUCCCACUUGGCUGUUGGUCUUUGGAGCAUGUCUUUCUUGCUCAUUUGUAUGUGGCAAAAACCAAGAAAAGCACUCUUUCUCAGCUUAUUUUAAAGUCCAUGAAAAUACAAGGAAACUUGGAGAAAUUCUGGAAACUAAGCCCGAAGAAACUUCUAUUAUUUGCGCUCUACUUUGUCUGAAAAAUCCGAAAUGUAAUUCGAUGAAUUUCUAUGAUUUUGGCGAAUGCGAAUUGCUUCGGGAACAAAUGGAAAGUGGAAAUGAACUUGAAGAGAGGCAUGGCGUUAAUUAUGGAGAAAUUAGCACUGACUGCCGACUAAGCCCAUGUAGUAAUGGCGGGUCAUGUUUGCCGGGGAAAUGGCAAUACUUCUGCGCAUGUCCAGUACAGUGGAAAGGCGUGGCCUGUGAGCAACUAAAAGACGUCGUAUCAUUUGAGUUCACUACACUGGGGGCUUCCGGGCGAAUUGGGCCCACGGACACAUCCGCCUACCAAGCCACCACCCUAAGCGAUUCCGUACAUUUAGAAAACGGCAUCCAAAUAUGGACAGUGCCGAUAACCGGGAUAUACCAUGUGUUUGUUACUGGGGCUGCAGGGGCUGAUGGGAUCAGUGUAGGAGGUGGUAAGGGCGCACAGGUCAACGGGACCAUUUGGUUCAGCCAAGGCGUAACUUUAAGGGUACUAGUGGGGCAAAAAGGUAGCACCCAACCGCGAUUCUACGGGGGUGGGGGCGGGGGGUCGUUCGUUGUGUUCCACGAGAAUGGGAGUUUGAUAGCUGCCGCUGGGGGAGGAGGUGGGGCAGGACGUAUUCCUGGUGAUGACGGACAGGCUCGUUUAUGUGGGAGUCUUCAAAGCAAUUGCCAUGGAAACGGAGGAAAAAUCUGCGCCGUGGGUUUUACGACUACGAACGGGGGAGGUGGUGGGUUCUAUAGUAAUGGAUCGUGCGCUGGCAUUUCCUCGUGUUCGAGUAAACCCUGCCAGGGUGGGAAAGGGGGCAAGGGCUUUGUUUAUGGAGGAGAGGGUGGGGAGGACAAAAAUGGUAGAUGUGACGGGGGGUUCGGGGGAGGAGGAGAUUGUGAACGAUCCCCAGGGGGUGGGGGAGGGUACUCAGGGGGAGGGACUUACGCUAACUUUUCUAUGAGCCAAGCUGGUGGGGGAGGAUCUUUUCGACCGACAGAGUGGGACUGGGUUAGUGGUGCAAACACAGGGGACGGGAGGGUGGUGUUUAAACUAUACAAUCCCCAAUAA